Loa loa (African eye worm) is the source of this 219-nucleotide messenger RNA. RefSeq lists its product as hypothetical. The record is from RefSeq and is a predicted model, not a curated record. The transcript has a single exon. NCBI's taxonomy places the organism in Eukaryota, Metazoa, Nematoda, Chromadorea, Rhabditida, Onchocercidae. The annotation marks the transcript as partial.
AUGGACGAUGGUAACAUCUUCACAGACACACGAAACCAACACAUUGCCGGUCAAAGUUCAGUGGGUCAACAAGAUCGCUCAAGUGACGAAUGUCCAUUAGAAAGGAUGAACACCUUCGAUGACGCCGAUGGCAGCAUCUUCGAUGAUCUUAAUAUCUCCGACGAUAUUAUUGUUGGCGCCGAAGAUAUUAACAUCGGCGAUGGUGACAUCUUCGAUGGU